This is a messenger RNA of Diceros bicornis minor, 5906 nucleotides long. Its product is annotated as zinc finger protein 17-like. Gene Ontology annotation, molecular function: DNA-binding transcription factor activity, RNA polymerase II-specific; RNA polymerase II transcription regulatory region sequence-specific DNA binding. The coding region runs from base 502 to 3156 and encodes 884 amino acids. The record is from RefSeq and is a predicted model, not a curated record. The transcript is spliced from 5 exons. Gene Ontology annotation, biological process: regulation of transcription by RNA polymerase II. NCBI's taxonomy places the organism in Eukaryota, Metazoa, Chordata, Mammalia, Perissodactyla, Rhinocerotidae. Gene Ontology annotation, cellular component: nucleus.
UGGUGUCGGCCAUGUUAGUGGUCCUAGCUCAGUUCCCUGGUUGAGGGCGUCCUGAGUUCCCAUUAGGGGCCGAAGUGAAUGGAAAGACCAGAAGAGACGUUCUCCCCGCUGCAUAGAGGUGGCUGUGAGCCUCGACAGAGCCGGGUGGGGACGCGGCGGCCUUGCUCCCGGCCCCACCUUUCCCACAGGUCGGUGGCGGAGGCCGCGCCGAUGAACUCUCCUGAGGGUCCCACGUCGGUGGCAGAAAUGCUUAUGGACCCUGCACAGAAGACAGUGUGAUUUCACCAGGCCAAGGGUCCUGAACUCAGUCCCAGGUUAUAUGGAGCUGUUCCCAUUUCUGACAACUGUUGGGACAAUGUGUGACAGGGAGUCCUGGGCACAGGAUCCAGACAGUUCAAAUGUUUGAAGGGCUGUGUGGUCUUUGAGGACGUCGCCGUUUAUUUCUCCCAAGAGGAGUGGGACCUCCUUGAUGAGGCUCAGAGACGCCUGUACCGUCAUGUGAUGCUGGAGAUUGUUACACAUUUGUCCUCCGUAGGUUGUUGGCAUGGAGCUCAGGAUGAAGAGGCACCUUUUGAGCAAGGUUUUUCUGUGGGAUUGUCACAUGUCAGGACUCCAGAGCCAGGUUCAUCCACCCAAAAGGCCCAGCCACGUGAUAGAUGUGCCUCACUCUUGAAAGACAUUUUGCACCUGGCUGAGCAUGAUGGGACACACCCCGAUCAAGGGCUGUACACUUAUGGGACAAGGCUGCACCAGUAUCCAAAGAAGCAGAUUAGAGAUAAACUUUCCAUAAAGGACAGUGAGAACUCUUCAUUUGUCACAGACCAUGGAGUUCCCAUGACAGAGAGGAUCUCGACAUGCACUGAAGGUAGGAAGUGCUUGCCAACCAGCCCAGUCCUUCUCCAGCCCCCGGCCCCUCACAGUGAGGGGAACCCACACAGGGAGACCGAUUGCGAGGAGGCCUUUGAAAGUGGAAAAAAUGAUUACAAGUUCAGUCAGCGUAGAAAAGCCUUCAGCCAUAAACAGAUACUUGUGGAGCACCAGAAAGUCCACACUGGAGAUGGACCUUAUGAGUGCAGUGAAAGUGGGACAUUGUUUAGGCACAACUCUGACCUCAGUAAACAUCAGACAAAGCACACUAAAGAAAACAGUUUUAAGUGUAGGCAGUGUGGGAAAUUAUUUAGGUACAACUCCAAACUUAUUAAACAUCAGAGAAUUCACACUAGAGAAAGGCCUUAUGAGUGCAGAGAAUGCGGAAAAGUCUUUAUAUACAACUCCAGUCUUAUUAAACAUCAGAUGAUUCACGCUGGAGAAAGGCCUUAUGAGUGCAGUGAAUGUGGAAAAAUCUUUAUAUACAACUCCAGUCUCAUUAAACAUCAGAUAAUUCAUACUGGAGAAAGGCCUUACGAGUGCAGAGAAUGCGGGAAAGCCUUUACAUACAACUCCAACCUCAUUAAACAUCAGAGAAUUCACAGAGAAAGGCCUUAUGAGUGCAGAGAUUGCGGGAAAGUCUUUAUAUACAACUCCAGUCUCCUUAAACAUCAGAUAAUUCACACUGGAGAAAGGCCUUAUGAGUGCAGUGAAUGUGGUAAAGUCUUUCUAUACAAUUCCAGUCUCAUUAAACAUCAGAUAAUUCAUACUGGAGAAAGGCCUUAUGAGUGCAGGGAAUGCGGAAAAGUUUUUACAGACAACUCCAAUCUUAUUAAACAUCGGAGAAUUCACACUAGAGAAAGGCCUUAUGAGUGCAGAGAAUGCGGGAAACUCUUUACAUACAACUCCAAUCUCAUUAAACAUCGGAGACUUCACACUGGAGAAAGGCCUUAUGAUUCUGGUGAAUGUGGGAAAGUCAUUACAGAGAACUCCAGUCUCAUUAAACAUCAGAGAAUUCACACUAGAGGAAGGUCUUAUAAGUGCAGAGAGUGCGGGAAAGUCUUUACAUGCAACUCCAGUCUCAUUAAACAUCAGAGAAGUCACUCUGGAGAAAGACCUUAUGAGUGCAGUGAAUGUGGGAAAAUGUUUCCAUACAACUCCAGUCUCCUUAAACAUCAGAGAAUUCACGCUCAAGAAAGGCCUUCUGAGUGCAGAGACUGCGGGAAAGUCUUUAUGUGCAACUCCAGUCUCAAUAAACAUCAGAGAAUUCACAAUGGAGAAAGGCCUUUUAAGUGCAGUGAAUGCGGGAAACUCUUUACAUACAACUCCAAUCUCAUUAAACAUCGAAGAAGUCACACUGGAGAAAUGCCUUAUGAGUGCAGUGAGUGCAGGAAAGUAUUUACAGACAACUCUAGUCUCAUUAAACAUCAGAGAAUUCACACUCGAGAUAGGCGUUAUGAGUGUAAUGAAUGUGGGAAAGUCUUUACAUACAAUUCCAAUCUCAUUAAACAUCAGAGAAUUCACACUGGAGAAAUGCCUUAUGAGUGCAGUGAAUGUGGAAAAGUCUUUACAGACAACUGCAGUCUUAUUAACCAUCAGAGAAUUCACACUGGAGAAAGGCCUUAUGGGUGCAGUGAAUGUGGGAAAGUCUUUACAUACAAAUCCAAUCUCAUUACACAUCGGAGAAUUCACACUGGAGAAAUGCCUUACGCGUGCAGUGAAUGUGGGAAGACCUUCAUUAGAAAGUUCCAACUCCUUCAGCAUCAGACACUCCACACUGGAGAACGGCCUUAUGAGUGCAGUGAAUGUGGUAAAGCUUUCCACAGCAAUAUUACACUUGUUGGGCAUCAGAAAACCCACACUGCAGAAAAGUCUUAUGAGUGUAGGGAAUGUGGGAUAUUCUUUACGUGCAACUCCUACCUCAUUAAACAUCGGAGAGUUCACAGUGGAGAAAAGCCUUAUAAGUGCAGUGAAUGUGGGAAGGCCUUCUUCUUCAAAUGUAUGCUUGUUGAGCAUCAGAAAAUCCACUCUGGAGAAAGGCCUUAUCACUGCACUGUAUGUGGAAAGGCUUUUCUUAGAAAGCUUCAACUUGUUUAUCACCAGAGAAUGCACACUGGAGAAAGGCCUUAUGAGUGCAGUGAAUGUGGGAAAUCCUAUAGCUGUAACUCCAGCCUCAAUAAACAUCGGAAAAUUCACACUGGAGAAAGGCCUUACGUGUGUGGUGAAUGUGGGAAAGCUUUCAUCCUCAAAUAUAAACUUAUUGAGCACCAGAAAAUCCACAGUAGAUAAAAGCCUUAUGAGCGCAGUGAAUGUGGGAAAUUCCUUUGAGGCAAUGCCAAUCUCAUUAAAGAUAGGAGUUUUGCUGGAGAAAGGCCUUAUGGGUGCUGCAAACGUGGAUACUUUUUUAGGGACAGCUCAAACCUCCAUAUACAUCAAGAGUUCACUGGAGAAACACCUUAGGAGUUUAGCCAUUGUGGAAAGUUCUUGAGGUGCAGCUCCACACUCCUAAGCAUUGGAGACUUCACCCUGGAAAAAGACUUAUGAGUUUGCUUCCACUGUUUGGCUACUGUGCAUAAUAUUACAAGCAUGAGUGUAGCAAUCUCUCUCUCUCUUUUUUUUUUUUUCCUUGAAUGGAUGCUGCUUUUUUUUUUUAAUUUUUUGUUUAUUGCAGUAACAUUGGUUUAUAACAUUGUAUAAAUUUCAGGUAUACAUCGUUAUACUUCUAUUUCUGCAUGGAUUACAUCAUGUUCUCGUGUUCACCACCCAAAUACUAAUUACAGUCCAUCACCACACACAUGUGCCUAAUGAUCCUUUUCCCCCUCCUCCCUCUCCUCUUCCCCUCUGGUAACCACCAGUCCAGUCUCUGUCUCUAUGUGUUUGUUUGUUGUUGUUAGCAAUAUCUCUUUGAGGCUCUGCUUUCAGAACUGCUGGUUCAUAUGCUACUUCAAUUUUUAGGUUUUUUGAGGAACUGUUUUCCAUAGUGGCUGUACCAUUUUAUAUUCCCACCAACAGUGCACAGGGAUCCAGUUUCUCCAAAUCCUUGCCAAAAUUUUUUAGUCUUUUUUUGGUAUUAGCUAUCUUAAUGUGUGUAUGAUGGUGUCUCAUUGUGGUUUAGAUUUGCGUUUUCCUCAUGUUUGCUGGUGUUGAGUAUCUUUCUAUGUACUUGUUGGCCAUUUGUGUAUCAUCUUUGGAGAAAUGCCUGUUCAGAUCCUUUGCCUAUUUUUUUUUUUUAUAAUUUUAUUUAUUUUUCUUCCCCCAAAGCCCCAGUAGAUAGUUGUGUGUCAUAGCUGCACAUCCUCCUAGUUGCUGUAUGUGGGACGCGGCCUCAGCAUGGCCAGAGAAGCGGUGCGUCGGUGGGCGCCCGGGAUCCAAACCCCGGGCUGCCAGCAGUGGAGCGCGCACACUUAACUGCUAAGCCACAGGGCCGGCCCCCCUUUGCCUAUUUUUAAGUUGAAUGGUUUUGUUGCUUACCUUUGGGAGUCCUUGUAUGUUCUGAUAUUAUCCCCUUAUCAGAUACAUGAUUUGCAAUUAUUUUGUUGUUUUGUGGGUUGCCUUUUCACUCUGUUGAUUGUAUCCUUUCAUGUACAGAAGAUUUUUCUUUUGAUAUAGUUCAAUUUAUCUAUUUUUACUUUUGUUGUAUGUGCUUUCGGUGUCAUAUCCAAGAAAUCACUGGCAUUGGGAAUGUGGUCUUUAGUUUUUGUUUUUUCUUUAGAUAAAAAGAAGAAUGAAAAAAACAGUAGGAAUUGAAAGAUGAGGAGAUAAAAGAAAGAAAAUAAAGUAGGGACUGAUAAUAUGAUACAGAAGGAAUAGAGGAGAAAAUUCAGAAGAUUUUAUUGACUACCUGUUAUGUGUCUUGUGUUCAGGGCUUUCACAAUCACCAUCUCAGGAAAUCCGCAAACCAAUUGGCUUAUUUGAGAAAAGUCAACAGGGAGUAUGAUAUAGUAAAUGGAAAGAGAAUAGUGUUAGAGAUCUGGGAACCAAUCUCAGUUUUUAGUAUCUGGUAGUAUUGUGUUGUUGUUGUUGAGGAAGAUUAGCCCUGACCUAACAUCUCUUGCCAGUCCUCCCCUUUUUUUUUUUUGGUGAGGUAGACUAGCCCUGAGCAAACAUCUGCUGCCAAUCCUCCUCUUUUUGCUGAGGAAGAUUUGCCCUGAGCUAACAUCCGUGCCCAUCUUCCUCCAUUUUAUGUGUGGGACACCUGCCACAGCGUGGCUUGAUAAGCAGUGCCUAGGUCUGUGCCUGGGAUCUGAACCUGCGAACCCUGGGCUGCCAAAGCAGCGCGCACGAACUUAACCACUAUGCCACUGGGCGGGCCGCAAUCCUCUUCUUGCUGAGGAAGAUUGGUCCUGGGCUAACAUCUGUGCCCAUCUUUCUCUAUAUGUGGGACACCUGCCACAGCGUGGCUUGAUAAGCAGUGCGUAGGUCCAUGCUCGGGAUCCAGACCCAUGAACCCUGGGCCACCGAAGUGGGGUGUGCGAACUUAACCACUAUGCCACUGGGCCAGCCCCUGUGGUAGUAGUUUUUUAAUUCCACAGUGCAAUGUAUAUUAGAUGAAGAAUUGAUUGUACAUCUAAAUUUAAUGCUUUCUGUUUUAUAAAACUCAUGACAAAAUUUAGAGUUGCAGGAUUGAGAGAAGACAUUUAAAAUAUCUACAUCUGCUCAGUAUUAGACAAACAAGAUUUAGAUUUGUAUUUCAGAAUAUGUUGUCAAAGUCCCCACAAAUGAACUAAAGUAUGAGCAUGUCCUCAACAAGAGAGGAAAACCAGGUGGCUGUCAAGGCAAUGAAUAGAUGCUCAAGCUUAAUAGUAUUAAAGGAAAGCAAAUUAAAUGUAAGCAUAUUACUGUAAGUCCUUCUAAUUUCUAAACUGGGAAGCAGGUGUGAGAUGACGUGAAAGCAAUCAUGUAAACCUCACCAGAGGAUCUAGGGCUGUACUGAUGAUGUAUGUUUUAUUUUUCUUUGUUAAAUACCUGUGAAUGGAAUGGCAUGGUUAGAGUUGGUGAAUGGUUUAACAUUUUUUAAAUUAAACUUUAUAUUUUGAGCA